Molecule: messenger RNA, 1563 nt
Organism: Epinephelus moara (kelp grouper)
Lineage: Eukaryota; Metazoa; Chordata; Actinopteri; Perciformes; Serranidae
Product: THAP domain-containing protein 6-like
Exons: 4
Coding region: 812-1423 (203 amino acids)
Source: RefSeq, a predicted model, not a curated record
CAAAUGUAUAUGUAAAAAAAAGCUUUUAGAACGUAAAACUGAAGAUCAUCUUGUCAGGAGGAGGAGGAGGAGGAGGAGAACCCCAGCUCCGCAGCCAGCGCGCAGCCAGACCAGACGGCCCGGGUGCAGCCACGGGACCAGCCCUUCCUGGACCUUCAGGCGGGGGGGUUCAGGAUGCUGGAGAGGGAGCUGGGCUCUCUAACCUCCCGGGUUAAAAUACAAUUGAAUAACUUACAAUUUGUUGACAGCGUUUCUCUCGUGCGCGUGCAUGCUCUCUCUUUCUCUCUCGCAGUCUCACUCUGUUUCUUUUCUUUUGGCUUUUCUAAGAUGACAGAUGCUGAAUAUAUAGCCUAUUCCCUAUCUGAUGCUGUGGCUGUUUGUGGCUGGCUGAGAGGGAUGUGAACUUAUUAGUUUGCAGCUGUGUUAAUCAAAUCAGGUUGGGUUUCCAUUACGCGUGCCAAACGUGCCAAACGGUGCCAAUCCCCUUUGAUCUGAUAUCAGAUGUGACGGGACAGUCGAUAUAGAGAUACAUUUAUCGUCUCCUCAGCUGUAAAACGCUCACUCUUUCCAGUUGGUAGGUCCACCAUCUAACUAGCUCUCUGGCGUGCGCUCCAAUCGCGCCUCUUUUAAAGGGAAUGAGAGGUGACACUCUGAUUGGCUUAUUGAAUGAUACACCCAAAACACACCCAUGACUAAUUCACAGAGUAAGUCCAACCAUAGACAUAAUAAAGAGUAGACACCGCAUUGGCUGCUGGGGCGCAAGAAAUGUGGCCGCCAUCUUGAACCAGUCAUCCUACCCAGAAGAUACAAGAUGCCUGAGCACUGUGCGGCGUAUUCCUGUUCAAAUCGGCGGACUAUUGAAAACAGGGCUCGGGGGAUUACUUUUCACAAGUUUCCCAAAGUCAAAGAUGUGAGGAAGAAGUGGGAAGUGGCUUUGAGGAGGGAAGGAUUCACUGCAAGUGAUUCAUCCGUGCUUUGCAGUGAGCAUUUGAAGCAGGACGAUUUUGAUAGGACAGGUCAGAUUGUCCGACUCAGAGAUGGUGUUAUUCCAUCCAUCUUCAGCUUACCGGUUCACCUCCAAAGGGUAGAAAAGGGCAGGACUACAUCUACCUCCAGAAGAACUGAAGAGAGCCUGUCCGUGGCCUCUCAGGAUGCCCCAGAAACUGCAACCUCACACCCACAACCUCAGCCUAAUGAUGAUCAUGGCUAUGCCUUGCCUACUUCUCCUACCUCUCUUAAGACCAGACUCAAUGAAGCCCUAGCAAGAGUGGAAAGUCUGGAGCGAGAGAAGAAGAACGCCAUGGCCAGAGAAAAGAGGGCAAAGACCACAGUGAAGAGUCUUUUGGGGGAUUUGAGGGAAAAGAACCUCAUUAAUGAAGAGCUCUCUCUAUAUAUAUAUAUCUAUCUAUAUGAAUUAUAUUGAUACUCUCUCAGAGGGAUCUUUUGAACAGCAGUGGGAGUCCAUCAGCCCAAGCUCGUGUGUUUAGGAGACCCCAGUACAACAGCUCAGUACAUCAUCGUGGCAAAGAAUGACAAAGUCGCCAUCCCACUUCAAGAUGAGGG